Nannospalax galili (Upper Galilee mountains blind mole rat) is the source of this 3086-nucleotide messenger RNA. RefSeq names its product Rho GTPase activating protein 1 (gene Arhgap1). Gene Ontology annotation, biological process: small GTPase-mediated signal transduction; negative regulation of endocytic recycling. Lineage: Eukaryota; Metazoa; Chordata; Mammalia; Rodentia; Spalacidae. The record is from RefSeq and is a predicted model, not a curated record. Gene Ontology annotation, cellular component: cytoplasm. Bases 182 to 1498 code for a protein of 438 amino acids. The transcript is spliced from 13 exons. Gene Ontology annotation, molecular function: GTPase activator activity.
AGCCAGACGGAAGUAGGUGGGAGGUGUGGCGGAAGUGGUUGGGGAGUGAGGAGCCCCAAAGGGGGCGGUUCCCGUUCCAACGCGGAGCCGGAUGUUUGCCGAGCUUUGACAGGCGUGGCAGAGGGAGCUGUGCGGGAGCGCGGUUUCUCUUCAGGUGCUGCCACAGGGAACAGACCUGGUCAUGGAUCCACUCUCAGAACUGCAAGACGACCUGACCCUGGAUGAUACCAACCAGGCUCUAAACCAACUGAAGCUGGCCUCCAUCGAUGAAAAGAACUGGCCCUCUGAUGAAAUGCCAGACUUUCCCAAGUCAGAUGACUCCAAAAGCAGUUCCCCAGAACCUGCCACACAUCUGAAGUGGGAUGACCCUUACUAUGACAUUGCUCGGCACCAGAUUGUGGAAGUGGCAGGUGAUGACAAGUAUGGGCGGAAGAUAAUUGUGUUCAGUGCUUGUCGAAUGCCUCCUAGCCACCAGCUGGAUCACAGCAAGCUCUUGGGGUACCUGAAGCACACUCUGGACCAGUAUGUGGAGAGUGACUACACACUGCUCUACCUGCACCAUGGCCUGACCAGUGACAACAAGCCCUCCCUCAGCUGGUUACGGGAUGCCUACCGGGAAUUUGACCGCAAGUAUAAGAAGAACAUCAAGGCCCUGUACAUCGUGCACCCAACCAUGUUCAUCAAAACCCUGCUCAUCCUUUUCAAACCGCUCAUCAGUUUCAAAUUUGGACGGAAGAUCUUCUAUGUAAAUUAUCUGAGUGAGCUGAGCGAGCACGUGAAGCUGGAGCAGUUGGGGAUCCCUCGCCAAGUACUCAAGUAUGAUGACUUCCUCAAAUCCACACAGAAGAGCCCUGCUACGGCCCCCAAGCCCAUGCCACCACGGCCUCCUCUGCCUAACCAGCAAUUUGGGAUCUCAUUGCAGCACCUCCAGGAGAAGAACCCAGAGCAGCCCAUUCCUGUUGUGCUCAGGGAGACCGUUGCCUACUUGCAGGCUCAUGCUCUCACCACCGAGGGCAUCUUCCGGAGGUCAGCUAAUACGCAGGUUGUACGGGAAGUGCAGCAGAAAUACAACAUGGGGUUGUUAGUGGAUUUCGACCAGUACAAUGAGUUGCACCUGCCAGCAGUCAUCCUUAAGACCUUCCUUCGGGAACUUCCUGAGCCUUUGCUAACCUUUGACCUCUACCCCCACGUUGUGGGCUUCCUCAACAUUGAUGAGAGCCAGAGAGUGGAGGCCACACAGCAGGUCCUCCAAACACUGCCCGAGGAGAACUACCAGGUGCUUCGUUUUCUGACUGCCUUCCUGGUGCAGAUUUCUGCCCACUGUGACCAGAACAAGAUGACCAACACUAACCUGGCUGUCGUCUUUGGCCCCAACCUGCUGUGGGCCAAGGAUGCUGCCAUUACCCUCAAGGCCAUUAAUCCCAUCAACACCUUCACCAAGUUCCUUUUGGAUCAUCAAGGGGAAUUGUUCCCAAGCCCCGAUGCCCAGGGACUCUGAGCUCAGCCACCAGCCCCUUCUCUGUCAGCCCUUGUUGGACUCAUCCUCCUGGCAUCAGCCUUACUGGAGCCUGGAGUGCCUGCCUAGGAAGGGACCCUGAAGCCCUAGGAGAUGGAAGUUGGAACCCACUGACUGGGUAGCCCCUCCUCUCCCUCUGUCCAGCCCACCUCACUGGCCCUGAAGGCCUCUGUUACCAUAAGAUGUUUUCGUCGCCUUACACUUCUCACUGCCUGUCUGGUUGCUGGGCUUUCCAGAACUAGGCUUGGUUCUUCUAGCUGGAGAAGGCUGAGCCCCAGUAACCCUUUUACUUUUUCCUGCUUGUUUCCUGGCAACUAUGGAUGACCAAAUCACUGCCGGCUGGGCUGGUAGCUGGGGCUGGUCCUCUCUUUCCUGAUUGCUAGGAAAUGGAUAGCUAAGCUUCUUGACUUGCCCUGAUUGUGCUGAGGCGUCUUUCUUUCUGAUCAGUUGCUUUGCUUUUUGUUAAGUCCAGCCAUGUGUUGGCUUGGAUGCAAGUACCCUGUGGCUGCCUUCCCCACUAACAACUCAACCUUGGGUGAUUUCACAGCCAAGGAAUGACAAGAGGCUGGAGUUGUCUUGUCCCGUCUGCCUCUUAGGUCCACCUCUCCCAAGUGGUAUUGCCCCCAGGGAGUCCUGUUCGCCAGUUCUGCCAUGACUGGCAAUGUGGAUGAUGAGAAUCAGAAUCCCAGCAUCCAUUGAAAUGGGCCUCCUCUUCCCAGGGUGAUCUCUAGUGUCAGGUGGGAUCAGUGACAGCAGUCUGAGGCCUCCAUGCCUCCCCUGUGUACUCGUAUGUACAGACCCUUGGCCACUGACUAUGGUAGAUCUUUCUGUUGUGGAGUCAUCUUGUUCCCUGUCCUUGCCAGAGGUGACUCAGUGCCUCAGGAUCCAUGGUGGCUCCUGCCCUCCUGCCUGGGAACUCUUGGAGGGGCAGGAGCACAAAACCCCAUAAAAGGUUUUGCCAACAGAUCAGCCCCUACUAGCUAGGUUUGGCAACCUCCUUGAGGGAGUAUGGUGGCCUAGGGGUCCUGUUGUCUUUCAGAAAGCCUGAACUCCAGUGAUGGUUGAUAUUCCUCACUCCUUGCUGAUAAAGCCUGGUGAUCCUCUUCCCUUAAUUCUGGCCCCUGGUAAUAGGGAAGUACCUGCAGGGACCCUGCCCGCUCAGCUGUAGCCAGGCAUAACAGCUCCAGAGCUGAUAUUGGGGUGAGGGGGGUCUGUACUGACCUGUCUUACAGUGAAGCUGGCCUAACCUUGCUGGACUUUCCUGGACCAACUGGUGUGUCAGGCCUCCUGGUGCCUGGAGCUUCUGCUUCUGUCAGUUCCUGGUCUCCAGCCUGGGCCACUCUGCUUUUGUCCUUCUGUGUGUGUAUCAAGUGUUACCCACACUCCAUUUACUGGGGGGCCUUUUGGAUCUCUCUUGUCUUUCUUCUGCCCCCUACCCCCUUGGUCUGUAGCUGGGGCCACUUGUACUGUGAAUCAAGUGUUCACAUUCACCAUGACUUCCUGGGCACCAAUCAUGUAUUUCACCAUUUGCACUUUUUGUAUUUCAAUAAAAAUGGAAAUGGAAACCUCC